AUGUCUGAGCCCAUCAGAAAUAAGAAGGCUGAUUUCCCGGUCGCUCCGACCCCGCAAAACACUCCCGCCAGCAAUGCUCCCAUCUCAUCUCACGCUCAGCAGCCUGGCGUGUCAAGCAUCUCAGAGGAAACUCUUGAGAAUGCGACAGCAGCUUCCCUUUUCGCCCGCAACCCAGCUCUCGUUUCCAUGAUCCAGGGUAAGCUCGGUCAGCUUGUCGGUCGUUCUUCAGGCUACGUUGAGUCCCUCCCUCCCGUUGUUCGUCGCCGUGUGGCUGGCCUGAAGGGCAUCCAAAAGGAACACGCCAAGCUAGAGGCACAGUUCCAGGAAGAGGUUCUGGAACUUGAGAAGAAGUACUUCGCCAAGUUCACUCCUCUCUAUGAGCGUCGUGCUACCAUCGUGAACGGUGGUGUGGAGCCCACCGAUAUCGAGGUUGAGGCCGGCAAGGAGGAGGGUGAAGACGAGGAAGAAGAGGAAAAAAAGGAGUCUGGAGAUGACAAGAAGGAUGAGGCUUCCCAGGCCGCUGGUAUUCCAGAGUUCUGGCUCUCGGCUAUGAAGAACCAGAUCUCUCUCGCCGAGAUGAUCACAGAGCGGGAUGAGGAGGCUCUUAAGCACCUCACUGAUAUUCGCAUGGAGUACCUCGACCAACCUGGAUUCCGCCUGAUCUUUGAGUUCUCUGAGAACGAAUUUUUUACCAACAAGACCAUCUCCAAGACCUACUACUAUAAGGAUGAGAGCGGCUACGGUGGUGAUUUCAUCUACGACCACGCCGAUGGCUCUAAGAUUGACUGGAAGGAGGACCAGGACCUGACUCUCCGUCUUGAGAGUAAGAAGCAGCGCAACAAGAACACCAAGCAAACCCGCGUUGUUAAGAUCAGCGUGCCUACCGAGUCCUUCUUCAACUUCUUUUCUCCCCCACAGCCCCCAGCCGAUGACGAUGACAACGAGUCUAUUGCCAGUGAUAUCGAGGAGCGCCUGGAGCUGGACUACCAACUGGGUGAGGAUAUCAAGGAAAAGUUGAUUCCCCGUGCCAUUGACUGGUUCACUGGCCAGGCUCUUCAGUAUGAGGAGUUGGGUGAGGACAUUGACCCCGAUGACUAUGAGGAUGAGGAUGAUGAAGAUGAUGAGGAAGAGGAGGAUGAUGAUGACGAGCAGGGAUCAGACCGUGAUAUUGAAGAUGACUCGGACGAAGAGGAUGGUACUUCCAAGCCUAAGAAGGAGGCUGCUGAAUGCAAGCAAAACUAG
Molecule: messenger RNA, 1242 nt
Organism: Penicillium taxi
Lineage: Eukaryota; Fungi; Ascomycota; Eurotiomycetes; Eurotiales; Aspergillaceae
Gene: nap1
Product: histone chaperone NAP1
Exons: 5
Coding region: 1-1242 (413 amino acids)
Biological process (GO): nucleosome assembly
Cellular component (GO): chromatin; nucleus
Molecular function (GO): chromatin binding; histone binding
Source: RefSeq, a predicted model, not a curated record